CGUCUUCAACGAGAAGUCGAGAGUGGAGAAUCGAGAACGAAACGAAUGUGGAAGUGAGUGAGUGACGUUUUGUAGUGUCUGAAGUCUGAACAACAUUCAACUUUCAACAGUUUCAUCGUGUCUACUGUCUAUCGUGUAUUACGUAGUCCAUGGCUAUGCCAUGAAGGUCGUUUGAUUUGAAUUGAUUACAUUUCGAGUUGUAAAAUUCCAGUUCUUGAUUAGUAUUUGUCUUGUUCAAAUAUAAUCCACGAGUUAAGUUGGGUGUCUUCGUUGUUAAAAUAUUGUAGUUUAUUGUCAUAAUGAGUGGGAAAGGCAAGGAGCCUUUCAAUCAACCUCGCUUGAAAGGGCACGAACGCUCAGCAUCGGCCUAUGACGGCACAACAGCAGGCAGUGGCAUGAGUGGUGCAACCUCUCCGGGAACUGAUAGUUUUGACAGCUCGUUCUUCGAUUCGGGCCAUAUCGACUCUGGAUUCCAAUCAGAACAAUUUUUAUCGGGCGAAAUAACAUCACCAUCUUAUUCUUCUCAAAGGUCACAAGAAUUAGACUCAAGUGACAGUAUACAGAGUGACUCGAAAAGCUGUCCCGCGCUCGACAGUGGUGUUGUUGACAUUGGUCUUAGUGGGGACUUGACUAACCUUAAAAUAGACGAUAACAGUGUUGGUAGACGUAACAACUUGAAUGCCCCCCACGAGUACACGGAAGGAUUGUCUUCAGCAUCACUGACUUCCAACACACAGUCCUCAUUAGACGUUACCACAAUAGUCAACCCUCUUUCACUGCCUGUCGAUAUCUACUUUGAACAAGAUGAAGAUGGCGACACACAACUCCACAUAGCAAUCUACUGUAAAUUUAUCGAAGUUGUGUACUGCCUAAUCACAAUGGUGCCUGAUCCAAGAUAUUUGGAUAUUCGCAAUGAUGCCUGGCAGACGCCGCUGCACUUUGCCGUGCUCACUUGCCAGCCUCGCAUUGUGCGCCGCCUGGUGUGCGCAGGAGCGUCGGUCGACUUGUUAGACAUGCAGGGCAACACUCCGUUGCAUCUGGCCGUCGAACAGGUCGACGUCGCUUCGGCCGCCGCCAUCUUGCAGCCCGUAACCACGGCCGAGGCCGUUGCAGCGCAACUCAAGUACUCGCCGGCGCUGCAACGUCACGUCAACAUCAACCGACACAACUAUGAUGGUCUAGCUUGUAUUCAUAUUGCUGUUAUGAAGCGCUCCAUUCAACUUGUUCAAUUACUACUCUGGCACGGGGCUGACAUCAACUCGAGAGAGUGGAAGUCAGGAAUGACACCUCUGCACCUGGCCGUGCAGUUGAAAGACCAGCAGAUGAUUGACCUGAUGGUGUCGCAGUGCAAGAACCUCGACCUUGAGGAGCAGACGUACGCCGGCCUCACCGCCUUCCAGUUGGCCGCCCUGCAGAACUCCACUACGCUCGCCCACUACCUGCUGCAGAAAGGCGCCGACAACUGUCCCAUAGACGAAGACAGCGAAGAAGAGGACGAUGAUGAGGAGGAGGUGAACAACAGCUAUCACACAGGCUUGACCCAGUCGAAGAUAAAUGGUGCUAUAAAUGUGAGUGCAUAGAACGUUUGCUGCGACAGUGAAAGCACUGAAUAGUACUCAUUGUAUAGAUACUACUCAAUACUGUUGAUUUCUCUGACAAAUAACAGUGAUUGUAAAUAUUCUAGUUUGUAGUGAGAUUUACUUCAGACUGUCAGCAUAGGUUGAUGAGGAUGAGUUAAUGAGUUGUUGAGGAUUGUUCACAGUUUGAAGUGAAUGUCAUGAUAUGCAUAUUGUUAGGCGAUUAUUCUUUAGUAUUGUGUCGAGCGAAUAUUGUUAGGUUCGAAGCUAGGAAUGUACUGAUUAUGAUGAAGACUGAAUAAUCAAUCAAAGUGAUGUGGCGAGUUAUUGUCAGACUUGAUUGUCAGGCCUUGUGUAGAAUUAAUGGACGAUCGAAAAUGAUGACCAAUGAUUGAAAAGUGCCAGACAAGAAUUUUUUUUAAUGUAUACCAUAAUAUAACUACCAUGUAAAUACUAAUGUUUUCUAGUAUAUUUGCAUUUUUCUUCAGUUUUGAAGAUAAUUUCACUUUGAUGAUAACCCAGAAGUUAUUUUUUGGUUCUCUGUAUCUAUUAGGAACUUGGCCAGUUAUACUUUCCACUAAAACUUUUCAUAUUUCUAUAAAUCCUCAACUUGAUUCGCUUAUUUCAAUGAAUCAAUAAUAUCAACUAUUCACGUUACUUCUCUCCAUGUUACAUUGAUAUAUUCCAAGUAUAUAAAUUGAUAGAAUCAAAAUUUCCGUAGUCGGACCACUAUAUGCAUUGGUCAUUCUGUUAUGUACUAAAAUGCGGUAGUGGAAUUAAUAGAUAAUUGUUUGUAUGGACUUACUCCGGCAAUAUUAAUAAGUCAAAUUACAGCUUCAGUCUGUAAAAGUUGUUGUAACUACUGUACUUGAAUAUUAUUAAUACUUGAAUAGAGUGAAGAUUGUUGCGUUGUUAGAAACGUGAGUUGAAGCAUAACAACUGUUCUCUAGUUUAUGCUCAAUAUUUACAUUUUUGGACUCAGUUCCCCUUCGGAAAUACCUAGUACAUCUGAGAUCCGAUACACUUUUCCAAGAUAUUUCGUCAUAAGGAAUACUUUUGUUUCCCUCUGAAUGUCUGAAGUUUGAGACUCACUCUUCUGUGAUGAAUUUUUUCUAUUUGCUUCCGCCAAAUAAUUUUUUUUUCUAUUUUUUAAUUGGGAUAACUAGUACCCUUUUUUAUACUUUUUCACAUGAACACACCAAGGACACUUGAAAAUGGCAUGAGUGCUGAAACUAUCAAUGUUAAUGUGAAAAAAAUAUAUAAAAAGAGUACUAGUUAUUUUUAUAUAUUUUUUUCCUAUUACAGUAAUAACAAUUCCUAUUACAUUAUAUCAAUUGGGAUUCCCAAUUGAUUCCUAUCAUCAUUUCAUUGGGGAAAACCCUUCAUCUAUAAUCUUGAAUUGUUUAUUAUAAGCUCUGAUGCAAUCUCUAAUCGCCUAAUUUUUCAAUUUCACUUUUUCUCAUUUUUGCUUUCGGGCACAUCAUACUUAUCAUUUUUCUAUUCUAUUUACUGUAACUAAAGAUUUUUAUUUAUAUUGUACUCCUCCACAUUUUUAUUUAUAUAUUAUUCUGUUGAAAAUUGUAUUAGCCUUAGCCGCUUUGAUGUAAAUUUGAUUUUUGCGCAUAUUAUUGUUUAAUUUCAAUAAAUGCCUGACUUGUUACUGCCAAAAUAAACUAUUGAUGUCGGUAAAUUUUUGAAUGAUUUGGAAGAUUGGAAGUCAAAUUUUGUAAGAAUUAAUACUAUAUUUAGUUUUAAAGUACUAUUAUUUAUCCAUCACGUAUUGUUUUAGUGUAAUUCCAAGAUUUGAUGUUGUGUUAACCAUUUUCAAUAUGCAAUUGGUUUUGUUAUGUAGGCAAAUUACUUGAUAAUUGUCUUAUUAUUUAAUAAUUUACCUAAUUAGCUGACCGUACUUUGAAAAAAUUACUGCAGUUUAAUUUAACGAUUCAACAGCAGAUUACUUGUAAACUCUUGAAUGAAUAAUGCAAUAUAACUAUUACUGUUCCUGAAUGUUUUAUGAUUGAAACAAACUGGUCUAAUUAUAUUUUUAAAAGUACAUUUAGAAUUCCUUCAUUGGAGUGAUUCGACUGGAGAAAUAGUUAUCUUAGUAGUAAGGCUCUGAAGGUUUGCUGCAUUUCGUUUUGGAAAUGUAGAUGCUAAUUUACUACUUUAUUUGAAAAACUAUGUUUUGAAUUAUUAAAAAGUUGAUCAGAAGAUUUAUGUGGUGAUUCAUAUUAUCCUGUUACCGCAAGAACAAACAAAUCUCUCUUUAACGAAUGAGAAUAAAGAACUUAAUUAUUACGGAUUCAGUACAAAAAACUUUCUGAGAUGGAUCUAAACCUUUGAUCUGUUGCACAAUUUAUUGGUCUGGACUACAACUAUUUCUAUCUCCAUCAAUCAGCGAAAAUCUAUCUCUAUCUUUAAAUUAAUAAAAUAAUUUCUAAUUGUGGAGAUCGCUGUUUUAUCUCGAGAGCAGGGCCUCAUUAUGUUAUCUAUUGACGUGUUAUCGUACACAUUACAUUUUUGUGAAUAAUAUGGCCUGCUCAUUCAGACUGUUACUUAUAACAGUUUGUUUACUAGUGUUUUUAUCAUAAAACCAUUCAGUAUUAGAAUUUGAUAAAUUCCAAAAAAAAAACUUCCAUGUUUCUCUUUUACUCUAUAGACUCGAACUUACUUAUUUUCUGUACAGUAGGUAUGUUAAGUUUGUGUAUAAAUGUAUCUAUAGUUAUCAAUAAAGUGUCAUUUGUAUGUACAGUA
This is a messenger RNA of Nilaparvata lugens (brown planthopper), 4331 nucleotides long. RefSeq names its product NF-kappa-B inhibitor cactus. The transcript is spliced from 7 exons. Lineage: Eukaryota; Metazoa; Arthropoda; Insecta; Hemiptera; Delphacidae. Gene Ontology annotation, molecular function: protein binding. The coding region runs from base 300 to 1580 and encodes 426 amino acids. The record is from RefSeq and is a predicted model, not a curated record.